Messenger RNA from Passer domesticus (house sparrow), 3803 nucleotides. Its product is annotated as RNA polymerase II elongation factor ELL2-like. Gene Ontology annotation, biological process: positive regulation of transcription elongation by RNA polymerase II; snRNA transcription by RNA polymerase II; transcription elongation by RNA polymerase II. The transcript has 10 exons. Gene Ontology annotation, cellular component: transcription elongation factor complex. The record is from RefSeq and is a predicted model, not a curated record. The coding region runs from base 819 to 1913 and encodes 364 amino acids. Gene Ontology annotation, molecular function: cis-regulatory region sequence-specific DNA binding. NCBI's taxonomy places the organism in Eukaryota, Metazoa, Chordata, Aves, Passeriformes, Passeridae.
CCAAGUAACCCCAAUUUUGGUAUAUCUGUCUUGCCAAGGAGAAACUGUUUCCACUUCACAUCUAUACAAAAUUGCAUCUAGAGGUGAGGAAAAGAGAAAGGGUUUUCAUGCCUCUUGAGAGUCGAAAUUCACCUCAUGCAGGUGAAAUUCUUCUUGGAGCUGACUCCAGGAUGUACUUCCAUAGUGCCAGAUAAAUCCCAGUGUCAGGUCCUGCCCUGAAUUCUUAAUCUUUUUGUGAACCACUCUCACCUGGAUUGUUAGCUGAGCACUGCCCAGUUCAAUUGUACUCAGGCACUUGAUUUCAAGGGAAGCCUGUGCCUAUAAAUUCCAGCAAUUGGGAAAGGAUGACUUGCUACUUGAAGGCUUGGCUGCAUUAGAGGCUAAGUGAGGGUCGCUCUCUCAGGGCACUUUUGUAGCCGGCUGCUUUCAGAGGGAGAACUGUGUCAAAGCAGCCCUUUUGAGUGAUGGGACAGCAAACCUUUGCAAGUGCAGCUCUUGUUUAAAAUGAAGGGCCGAGUUAAUCAGCAGUGAUGGAGAGUAGGCUGAAGAUUUUACAGAAAAUUUCUUCUUCCUUUUAGCCAAAUGCCAGCGAGGCGUCGUACAAUGGAAGUGCGCAUGAUAUCAAAUUGUAUAACCCACUUGGAGGUUUGCAGGCAAAUAUCAGAGAGGCAUGGUCCAAGGAAGAGGAAGUGGAGAAAGGCAUUAAAAGUUUGACCUACAUUGAAAGAUUGAAGGAGCGUGUAAAGAAAGUGAAAAUACCAGAGCUCAGGAGAGCCCCAUGCAGCUCUCCAGAUCUUGUGCCUGAGAGGAAGAGAACGAUGCCCACGAACCCUGCCAAAUUCUUCCAGAGACUUUCCAGGACUGUUUCACAACGACCCAUCAGAGACAGGGUAGCCAACCUGGAUGCAAAUGAGAAUUCUUUCAGCCUGAAGGAACAUUUCUUUAAAGACAUCCAGGAAGAUUGGCCUGGCUACACUGAAAGAGAUAGACAGACAUUGGAGGUGACCCUUUCUCGAAAACCAACUCCAUCUCAAAAUGCCACCAGCACCAGCCAGUCACCAUCUCUGGGACCUUCUGAAGGAGAUACUCCACUCAGAACUGCUCAGAAACGGCCUCUGGCUUCUGACUUUCUCAGUCCUGUGAUGGGCAAAAAGCAGAGGAUUGACCAAGAGCCCAGUGAUGUCCAGCCAGCAGCUGGUGGCCACUCUCCUUCUUUCUUGGACCUGCCUUCCACAUCCUGUUCAACUUUCAACCCAUCUCCAAUUGUCAGAUUGAUUUCAACUUCCACCCCGGAAGAACAACAGAAAAAUAAGUUUCAGACACAUUCUGGAUUCCCAGUGUCUGCCAGGGUGCAGGGGAAGACUCCCAAGUCCAAGGGAGAAGAAGCAGAGGUCAGAGGAGCCCAACAGAACAAUCCAGGUCCUGUGCCUGAGAAGAAGAGGAUGGUGCCUGUGAGACUUGCAGACAUCGACUGGAGCGGCUGCGCUGCUGUUUACGGCCGACCCUACAGGGACAGGGUGAUUCAUCUGCUUGCUCUGAGGGAUUACAAGGAGCCAGAGUUACUUGCUCGGCUGCAGAGAGAUGGAGUCAGGCCAAAGGACAAGGACUCCCUUGGAAACAUCCUUCAGCAGGUAGCCAACCUGAAUGCAAAGGAGAAUUCCUUCAGUCUGAAGGAACAUCUAUUUCAAACCCUUCAGACUGAUUGGCCUGGCUACAGUAAAAUCGAAAGAAAGAGUUUGAAGUUAAUACUUUCUAGAAAAUCAGCUCCAUCUCAGAACUCCACCAGCAGCAGCCAAGCAACAUCUCCAAGGCCUUCUGAGACAGAUGCUCCAGCAAGACCUGCUCAGGUAUUUUGUGCAUUUUUAACAUUCUGCACUGUGUAUUACAUUUUAGCAGACUUGCUGGUGAUGUAAAAGCUGUGAUGGGAAUGUGCAGGACCAGGCCUGGGCAUGUUUUGCCACACACUGCUGUGACCUCAAGCUUGUGAUAAGAAGAGAGGAUCCAGCAGGGGUGGAGCAGCAUUGUCCUGAUCCAACUUUCUACUCUGCCUGGAGACUUGAGCUCAGUCCCCACCCUCAACUCAUGCCCUGGACAAGGGCUCAAAGUUCUGGCUCUGCUUGUGUGACAGAAUUGCAUGAAAAAUCUCCUGUGCAUAAGAGGCUGCACCAGGUGGGGCAGAUGGGGCCCUCUUGCUCUCUUCUCCCUCUGUCUCUCUGUCACUGUCAUUGUUGACCCCACCUCCGCACUAUCCACAUGGCUGGACAAACACAGCACCUACGGAAUGGUGCUAUUCCCUCACUCUCUCCUCUGCCUUAAUUUCUCUCCUCCCUCCCUCUGCCUGGGCACAGCACGGCUGUCCUGUUCUACUCCAUCCCUGGCCCUGAGGUUUGCUGUGCCUGUGGGGAGUUUGUGGCCGUGUGUUGUGGCUCGUGAGGCAGCACCUUUGAGAAGCUCCUUGGGAGGAGCUGAGAGAUGACUGAAGGGCCCUGAGCAACAUCAAGGGCUCGUUGGUAACCACUUGUGAAACUCUCUUGUACAAGUUUAAAGACUUGUUAGCCAACAGCUUUUGAGUCUGCGGAGUGGGUAAGCCUGCUGGAUUUAAGACAGCUGUAGCUAAAUGCACAAGAGUUUCUGGACAUGUGACUGGUGUCUGUGUUCAUCCUGAUGAGAAUUCACAACCAACCAUAACAUCCUGUACUCAGGGGUUGUAAUAGUGAAGCAUUAAUCUUGUUUUUAAUGCAUAAAACUCUAAAACAGCCAUGUUCCUCUGUAACAAAUUAUGUGGGUGUUUGAUAGCAAAAGCUGAGUCUUUUCCUGGUGUGUGCAAGCAGUAAUUGGGACCUAGUCAAAACUUACCUGGCAUCCCCAUUCUGGGGAGGCUUUGCUGGAGCUGCUGAAGGGAGUGUCUACUUCCCAAAGCCUUUUAGCAGUAGACUUGGAGAAGGACUUGCUAAGUGCUAAGACGAGAAAGUAGGAAUGCAGCAGAGCAGAUAUUUACCUGCAGGUCUUCCAGGUUUGACAGUUAUUUUUAAUUUCAAAUGGUGCAUUUUAAAACUUUGCCAAUUCACAGAUGCUUCUUUUUUAGAAUGGAGAGCAAAACCUGAUUGUGAUCAUAGAAGAAUGAAUUAUUUUGUUUUUGUUGCAGAAACGGCCUCGGGCUUCUGGCUUUAUCAGUCCUGUGAGGAGCAAGAAGCAGAGAACUGAGCAGUAGCCCAGUUACCUCCAGGCAGCAGCUGGUGGCCGCUCUUCUUCCUGGGUGCUGGCUUUGACAUCCUAUUCUACAGGGAUGUCAGAGCCAUCCCCAUGGAAUGGGAUGUCAAAGCCAGCACCCUGCCUCCAAGUCUGGGCUCCAUUUCCCUGCACCCUUUAGGUUAAAAAAAAGACAAAUACUGGAGUUCUAGAAUGCCAACAUUUGUGUGGAGGACUGCCAUAUCCAAAAAGAUGUGAAGAGAGCUGGGGAGGCUGAAGCAGUAGUGUCCCUUGGAUUUCAAUGAAGGAUAGCCCCAGCUACUCUGAGAUGAAGAGCAGGUGCCAGCAGCUCCACAAAAAGCUGUCCCACAUUCAGCAAUGAAUAUCUGAAUUUGGCAAGCAGCAAGUCCUGGAGUCCUGGCACCAGUCUUCUGCUUCAGCAAAGGAACAUCUAUGAGCUCCAGCUGUUUUAUUUUGAAAGAAGAUUAGCUUUUUAGGUUUCUUCAAGUUAGUAAUAAGGAGAUGAUUAUUUGUUAAAAAUGUAGGAUUAGUUAGUCUAAGAUUAGAGAAUUUAGUCUUGAUCUUUAGCAAUAAAGAAGUUGCAUUAUUGUUAA